GAAGAGUAAGAGAAAUAAUGAGAUCGGAGACGCUGACGCUGGUACUGGUGAACCUCGCCGGAAUAAUGGAGAGGGCCGACGAGUCACUGCUGCCGGCGGUCUACAAGGAAGUCGGCGCUGCCCUCCACGCCGACCCCACGAGGCUGGGAUCCCUCACACUGUUCCGGUCAAUCGUGCAGUCUUCGUGCUAUCCUAUCGCCGCCUACCUCGCCAUCCGUCACAACCGCGUCCAUAUCAUCGCCUACGGCGCCUUCCUCUGGGCCGCUGCCACCUUCCUCGUCGCCUUCUCCUCCACCUUCUUUCAGUGGAGAGUAGCCUGUCAAGGCAGUUAUGUGGCUCAUUCUCAACUUGAUGGUAUCUGGAGCAUGGCUUUGAUACUUUUUACAGAAGAGUUUUCUCUUCCAUGGAUCUGUUGUACCUCAAAUUUCUUGAUAUUUAAUGAGGGAUUGUACGUCUUGGGCAAAGUUGCUUACAAGGGCAAAGACAGCAUAUAUGGCAUGGAGAACCAUGUUGCAGUGUCAAGAGCCUUGAAUGGUAUUGGCCUGGCAAUAGUUGCACCUGCAAUUCAAUCCCUAGUAGCUGACUCAACAGACGAUAACAACCGUGGUACAGCCUUUGGAUGGCUUCAACUAACCAGUAACUUUGGAUCAGUUAUUGGAGGGUUCCUCUCUUUAAUGAUGGCACCAGUGACAUUUAUGGGAAUUCAUGGCUGGAGAAUAUCGUUUCAUCUUGUUGGCAUAAUCAGUGUAACUGUUGGUAUAUUAGUUCGCAUUUUUGCCCACGAUCCUCACUUUCCAGAUGGUGGUGCUGACAUUAGUGAUCAAGUUAGAACUAAAUCCUUCCAUUCAGAAGUGAAAGAUCUGUUUCAGGAAGCUAAAGCAGUGGUGAAGAUCCCUUCUUUCCAAAUUAUUGUGGCUCAGGGUGUCACUGGCUCAUUUCCCUGGUCUGCUAUGUCGUUUGCUGCUAUGUGGCUUGAACUGUCUGGCUUUUCCCAUGGGAAGACUGCAUUCCUGAUAGGAAUGUUUGUACUUGCUACUUCACUUGGGGGUCUAUUUGGAGGUAGGAUGGGGGAUAAGCUAUCCAAGCGGCUUCCAAAUUCUGGCAGGAUAAUUCUGUCACAGAUAAGCUCGGCCUCAGGCAUUCCUUUGGCAGCAGUACUUCUACUUGCUUUACCUAGCAAUGCCUCCACUCUGGCUAUGCAUGGCUUGUUUCUCUUCAUCACUGGGUUCUGCAUAUCUUGGAAUGCUCCAGCUACAAACAAUCCAAUUUUUGCAGAAAUUGUUCCUGAGAAAUCCCGAACAAGUAUUUAUGCUUUGGAUAGAUCUUUUGAGUCUGUACUGUCAUCAUUUGCUCCCCCUGUAGUUGGGAUAUUGGCUCAGCAUGUUUAUGGUUACAAACCAGUUCCUGAAGGAUCUGAAGAUAUAACAACUGACAGAGGGAAUGCUGCUUCGCUAGCCAAGGCACUAUACACUGCCAUAGGAAUCCCCCUGGCUCUGUGUUGCUUGAUCUAUUCUUUUCUCUACUUCACUUAUCCAAGAGACAGGGAGCGGGCUCAAAUGGAUGCUUUAAUAGAAUCUGAGCUGCAAACUCUAGAGUUGGAUGGUUGGCCUUUAAGAGGAGAGGAUUCCCACGUUGAGUUGGAAGCAAAAGAGCUCUAUACGGAAGAACAAAGUGUCAUUGAGAUGGAUUAUGAAGUGAGAAACAGUCUUGACUUGGAUGAUGACAGCGAUGAGAAGAUAUUACUUUAUCGCCAGCUGACGUUUGCCAAUUUAGGCGAUAGUACUGCUGGGGAGAAG
This is a messenger RNA of Thlaspi arvense, 1796 nucleotides long. The record is from the annotation of a GenBank genome assembly. NCBI's taxonomy places the organism in Eukaryota, Viridiplantae, Streptophyta, Magnoliopsida, Brassicales, Brassicaceae.